AUGAAAUAUGAGGGGUUAAAGAGUCUUGAAGUGAAUGACAUUGAAAGGAAUUUGAUUAUUGGACUUAUCCAUGAUCAAUUUCUCCAAUUUAAAGAAGUUGCAGAUUUCUCAUUUCCCGUCCUUAGCUUUGUUGAUCACAAGAAGCCGUCUGCUGGUUGCCUUUCGCCUGUCGACGCCUUCCACCGAUCUUCAUUGAGACCUUCGUGUAAUCGAGUAAUCGACUGUGUCUUCGAGACUUCGACUUUGUGUACUGUGCUUGAAUUAGACCGCAUACGACUCAACCGUCUGCUUGACUGUGUCUUUGAGACUUCGACUUCGUGUACUGUGCUCGACUUCGACCGUCCAAAAAACCCACGACUUCUGGGGUUGAACGUGGGACAUGGUCUUCAUGUGAAGCUGAGACUUCGAAAGCCAAAUACAGAUUGGGAUUUUUACCCUUUUGAUCAUGUUCUUGAUACAAUGUUACAUGAGCUGUGUCAUAAUACCAUUGGCCCUCAUAAUGCCGGUUUCUACAAACUCUGGGAUGAGCUCAGAAAGGAAUGUGAGGAGCUGAUGAGUAAGGGAAUAUUAGGUUCUGGAGAUGGGUUUGAUCUACCAGGUAGACGCUUAGGUGGCUUCUCUCAUCAACCUCCUCUCUCAUCUCUCAGACCUGCUGCAGAAAACAGAGCACGCCAGGGACCAUCAGGUCCUAAACGUGUUGGUGAGGAAGUAAUUGAGGAGGAAGAAAGUAGUGCACAGGUGCAACAAAAUGUGACCUCUUUUUCUAGUGCCAAGACUCAUCAGAGAGGAGGUCCUCCUUCAGAAUCAUGCUUUGUUGACUUGACAUCACCAGCUAAAAGAGGACGUGAUAAUGAUAUCCACAGGUCCUCCUCUGGGUGGGAGUGUAUGAUAUGCACAUUGCUGAAUCCAGUUUUGGCUCCAGUGUGUGAGCUGUGUGGAACCCACAGACCGAAAUCUGUUGAAGACAAAUAUAAGACAUGGUCAUGCAAGUUUUGUACACUGGAAAACAAUGUGACACUAGAGAAAUGUGGGGCGUGUGGGCAGUGGAGAUAUUCUUAUGGCCAACCCAUAGCUACCCCAUCACCAAAUGUGGGUACUUAAAACAAACAAGCAAACGUACACAAAUUUAGAAUUGUUUUUCUAAUGAUUUGACAAGCAAUGGACUCGAAGAAUAUGAUGUCUAACUUGUUUUGUUCACAACAUGUAAAGAGAACAAGCAUCCAUCUCUUGAUGCUAAUUUCAUUUUGAUGUUUUGUAUUUUAUCUUUUGGGUUGUUGCUGUUGACUGUGUUGUAUUCGCUCAUGCUUAAGCUCGGGUCUC
This is a messenger RNA of Lactuca saligna, 1320 nucleotides long. NCBI's taxonomy places the organism in Eukaryota, Viridiplantae, Streptophyta, Magnoliopsida, Asterales, Asteraceae. The record is from the annotation of a GenBank genome assembly.